GCUAUCUUAUGAAAAACCAACUAUGUAUUUUCGACUCUUGGAUUACUAAAAACUGGUCGGUAUGUUUUUCAUGGCAAUCCCCUGAUGGGCUCAUUGAUUUAAAAAAAGUAUUCAAAAAUGUUUCAGAUGAGAAAUUAUGUGUUUCUGAUUGUUCUGUAAUCGAAUUCAAUACACAUCCAGUUCAUGAAGUCACUGUUGAAGAAUUUAUUUCGUAUUGGAAUAAUAAAGCUCAAGGAAAAGAUGAUCGCAUUCUAUAUUUGAAAGAUUGGCAUUACUUUAAGAAAAGUUCAGAAAACAGUUGGUUCACGUUGCCUGAAUAUUUUUCUUCUGAUUGGUUAAAUGAGUUUUGGAGCCUACGAAAUGAUCUCUCUGAUGACUUCAAAUUUUUAUAUGUAGGGAGUCAUGGAACGUGGACACCUUUUCACGCUGAUGUGUACCGUUCUUUCAGUUGGUCUGCCAAUAUACUUGGCCACAAGCGUUGGUGGAUUUUUCCCCCUGGUGAAGAAAGAAAGCUCUUAUUACCUAAUGGACAAAUUCCUUUUGAUAUACGCUCCGUUAUAAAAGACAGGAAAGAUGUGAAGUAUUAUGUAAUCGACCAAUAUUCUGGGCAAGCAGUUUUCGUACCUUCUGGAUGGUAUCAUCAGGUUGUAAAUAUGACCGAUUGUAUAUCUAUAAACCAUAAUUGGUUCAAUGCUACAAAUGUAAGUCAUGUUUGGGAUCAUUUACAAGAUCAAUUAAAAGCUGUUGAAGCGUCAACUAAAGACGUAUCUUCUAUUCCUGGAUGGCAUGAAGAGUGUCAGAUUUGUCUACGAGCAUACGCUGGAAUAAAUUUCAAAGAGUUCUUCUCAAUAUUGAAGUAUAUUUUAAUAACUCGUUGGCCAAGAAGUAGUUCUAAUGAUGAUGAUGAUGUUAGUUCAUUUCUGAAAAAAUGCAAAUCUAUGCAGUAUGCAUCAUUGGAUGUGCUCAAUAAUACUAUGGAUGAUGAACUAACUAAUUUGAUUGAAAAAAAUUUAAAAAUAUUUCAAACUGCUUUAAAAAAUCCUCUCCUUUGGAGAGAGUAUUAUACGACAGGUGUUAAGACAUCUACUUGGAUACGUAUGCAUGAUUUUUGUGUGGUAAUACAAAUCACCAAGGAAUUUGUUCACCAUCAGAUUGUUAAUACUCUACAUCUUUGUAAUGGUGUUUUACAGUCAUUUUGGAGUAGUCUUUAAUUAUAUGUAUAUGUAUAAAAAGUGAAUUUCAACAUCUACUAAUAUUUUCAGAUUUCAUUUAUCAUGUAUUUAUCGCUUAUUAUUCAUUUAAUACUUUCUAUUGUUUUAGUCAUUGUAAUAUUUUCAACAGCUUAUGUGGAUUUACUUAUUGUAAAACAAAUUAAAUUUCCCCUAUCUGAUGAGCGAAUGCGCAUUGUUUUUCAUUAUCCAAUAUAAUCAAUAUUAGCUAA
Molecule: messenger RNA, 1441 nt
Organism: Schistosoma rodhaini
Lineage: Eukaryota; Metazoa; Platyhelminthes; Trematoda; Strigeidida; Schistosomatidae
Source: the annotation of a GenBank genome assembly